Molecule: messenger RNA, 2151 nt
Organism: Lactuca virosa
Lineage: Eukaryota; Viridiplantae; Streptophyta; Magnoliopsida; Asterales; Asteraceae
Source: the annotation of a GenBank genome assembly
AUGCUUCUUUCCCUUCAUUUGCUUUGGCUACCUUUUGUAAUAUCGAUAGCCACAGCAGCUGAAUUUAAUACACAAUAUUGUGGCCACAACACAACCCGUUUCACAAACACCACUUAUUAUAUAAAUCUCAUCCAAGUUCUAGAUUCACUUGCUGAUAACACAGUCAAUGAAAGCAAAUUCGCAUAUCAUACUGCUGGAAGUAGCCAUCCAGACAUCGUAUAUGGUGUCUACCUUUGUCGGGAGGAUGUUCUCCCAAAUGACUGUCGUAACUGCUUGCUUGAAGCCCGUCAAGAUAUCAUUAAGACAUGCCCAUCAUCAAAACAUGCAGUUUAUUGGAAGGAUGACUGCAUGUUACACUAUGCCGAUUAUUCAAUGUUGUCGAUGAUGGAUCCAGCUACUUUUGUGCCUGAGUGCAACAAGAUUAAUAUUUCUGAACAGUUAUCAGAGCAAAGUCGGUUUUGGGAAGCUGCUAGGGUUUUCAUGAGCAGAUUGGCAACCGAGGCUUCAACUGAUCCAAAAAAGAAGUUUGCAUUUAGCGAGUUAAGCUACGAUAAGAAGGAAAAGGUUUAUGGUUAUGUACAGUGUACACCAGAUUUAUCGGGUUUUGACUGUGGUCGAUGCUUUCAAGUUAGCAUUGAUCGUUUGGGAGAGUAUUGUCUUGGAAAACAAGGGGCAAGAGUUUUGACCCCGAGUUGCAAUGUUAGAUUCGAGAUGUAUAAGUUCCUCCGAUUCUCAGCAACCUCAUCGGAGUCAACGUCAACAGGGAAAAAUAACAUCUCAAUAAAUAUAGUUGCAGGCAUUGUUGCUCCGAUUGGUGUUCUAUGUGUGAUAGUGUGCAUGUACCUUGUGUUCAUGAGGAAGAAACGACGUGCUCUCACAUUAACUGAUGAUAGUGAAAUUAUAACCGAGGAAUCUCUACAAUUCGAAUUGCGUACAAUCGAAGCAGCUACAAACAACUUCUCCAAACAUAAUAAAAUAGGUGAAGGUGGGUUUGGUGGAGUAUAUAAGGGAGUUCUUGCUAAUGGCAAUGAAAUUGCUGUGAAGAGACUAUCAAAAGUUUCGGGACAAGGUGCAUUGGAGUUUAAGAAUGAGGUUGUGUUGCUCGCCAAGCUUCAACACAGAAAUCUUGUGAGACUUUUGGGAUUUUGCCUUGAAGGGGAAGAGAAGAUCCUCAUAUACGAAUAUGUUCCUAACCAUAGUCUUGACUACUUUCUAUUUGAUUCCACAAAACAAGCACAAUUGGAUUGGUCAAUACGUUAUAGAAUAAUUGGAGGAAUUUCUAAAGGGAUGUUGUACCUACAUGAAGAUUCUAGAUUAAGAAUUAUCCAUCGGGAUCUCAAAGCUAGCAAUAUAUUGUUAGACGAAGAAAUGAAUCCAAAAAUUUCAGAUUUUGGCAUGGCAAGAAUUUUCUGCGGAAAUCAAACACAAGGAAAGACAGAUAGAAUUGUUGGAACUAUUGGAUACAUGUCACCAGAGUAUGCAAUGCAUGGAAACUUCUCUGUGAGAUCAGAUGUGUUCAGUUUUGGUGUAUUGGUUCUUGAGAUUAUUAGUGGACAGAAAAACGCAGCACGUUUUGAAUCUGGUUAUAUGGACCUUCUAUGUCAUGUAUGGGAUAAAUGGAAGCACGGAGAACCACUAUGGAUAGUCGAUCCAAAUGUUGUUGAGACUUGCUCCAAAAACCAAGUUUUACGCUGCAUCAAUAUUGCCUUAUUGUGUGUUCAAGAAGAUGCUGAAUUAAGGCCUUCAAUGGCUUCUGUAGUCAUCAUGCUCAACAGCUACUCGGUUGUUUUACCGUUGCCUGAAAGUCCUCCAUUUGUGUCUCAUGGUAGAGCUAGACGCAUGACUUCAAAAAUGCUAGAACCAGAUAACAGUAUAAGUAAGUCGACUGUUUGGGGAACUGAGACGUCACUUAUUACUGAAGUACAUCCUCGUUUAUAACCUCUAAACAAUGAUGAAACUAGGCGUUAACAUAUUUAAUGUCUGGAACUUCAUAUAAACGAACACCUCUCAUUUAGAAAUUUGUUAUUAAUAUUAAACCAUAUGUAAUAUGCUUAUUGCAUCAAGGUAGCAUGUGUAGCCAUAAUCCAGAAUAAUAAGGAAAUAGGAAUUUGAAUAUAAUUAGGAGAUGUUUGCUUGUUUACCAAGUCUAGG